AUGUAUGGUCUAUGCAGUCGUACUCCAUUAACCAUGGCUGAACAACUGGUAAACAGCCUAAUUUCGACUCAUCUGAGCAAGUUGCCAAAAUUUGGAGGAAAGGUCAAUGAAAAUGUGAUCGAAUGGAUAACAUACAUGGCAGACGAAUUCAAAUUAGCGAUACUUGAUGAUUCAAGGAAAUUAUCGAUGAUUCAUACAUAUCUUUAUGACGAUGCUAGCGAUUGGUUUAUCAACAAUAUGACACGGAUAAGCAACUGGUCGACAUUUGUAUGCGAGCUACAAAAAGUAUUUUCCUUUUCUCAACAAGCAACUAUUGACGAAAUUGACACACCUGUACAGUGUUCUGACAAAGCGAUCCUUCAUUCUUCUAGUCAUGCAAUAGCAUUUGACGCUAAGAUGGAUUCAAAUAUCAAAGAUCAGUCGAAGGUAGUAAAUGUGAAAAUCGAUUUCCAGCUGUCGCGACAAAAUUCAUCAAAAUCAGUUGAGUUUUUGGAACAGGACGGAGCACAAGGCGAUACCGACACCAAGGAGGAGCAAGACUAUGAAUUAUUGAUAGACAAGAAAGAAAAUCCAGAUUAUUCCACCACUACAUCAGUUGAAUUGGAUAAUAUCGUCCUGCUCAAUAUGGGCAUUAUGGACAGUGGCGAAAAUAACUUCGAGAGUGGUUGGCCUGAUGGAGACGAACCAUGGUUCAUUCAUGAUAGACUACAACAACGACUUCACUUUAUUCCAUGCAAGCACGAAGCAGAAAAAGACGCAGAGACACUCGAUGAUUUCCUCACCACCUCAUUACAUGCGAAAGCCUUGAACGUGGCAGUCGAUGACAAUGAAGGACUACCGACUACAAGCGUGUUACAAACUUAUGAAAAUAUUGACAAUAUCAUUUAUUUACUAUUUUCGGCUGUCGGAAAACAUCAAUUAAUCGACAAAAUCGAUAUGACAACUACCCAGGACAUUUUUAGUAUGUGUCAGGAUAACGAUUCAACCAAUGCAUCUACAUGCUUACGGUAUAUGAUGAAUGGUCAUUCGCUCUGGUGCAAUUGGUUGCCGUAUAAAACAAAUGACUGGGAAUGGUUUCGAACUUUUGCAGUACCCUAA
Didymodactylos carnosus is the source of this 1098-nucleotide messenger RNA. NCBI's taxonomy places the organism in Eukaryota, Metazoa, Rotifera, Eurotatoria, Philodinida, Philodinidae. The record is from the annotation of a GenBank genome assembly.